Saccharomycopsis crataegensis is the source of this 1320-nucleotide messenger RNA. It is a transcript of the gene MRX6, whose product is annotated as Mrx6p. Bases 1 to 1320 code for a protein of 439 amino acids. NCBI's taxonomy places the organism in Eukaryota, Fungi, Ascomycota, Saccharomycetes, Ascoideales, Saccharomycopsidaceae. The transcript is spliced from 2 exons. The record is from RefSeq and is a predicted model, not a curated record.
AUGUUGACGGUAAAGAGGGUGGUGCUUCAUCCUAAAAUAUGCAGUAUUGACAACAUCCUGUCACUACUGAGAAGAUGGAACUCUACAACUGCAAAGUCAUUAAAGCCACAACAGCUUAAUCUUCCUAGAGUUAGAGAUACCCAAAACAUAAGUCAAAGAGUUGUCAACCUUGAAGGUCUUUUUGCAGGUUAUAAACCCCUUUUCUUGGGAAAUGGGUCGGCAGAAUUAGAUCCGUUGGCCAACAUAGACGAAUUUGAGGAUCUCUUUGGUCAAAAUGAAGAAAUGGGAGGUGAUCAACCAUUGGUCCCAUGGAAUGCGUCUAUUGGUGGGCUUCUUUAUAAUGACGAUGCAUUUCGUGGCGUGCCAAAGGAUGUGGUUAAACAACUUCCUUUCUUCAAACCACCUGAGGCUAAUAAGGAAGGUGGUAACCAAAAUAAGAGAUCCAAGUACAUCAAUUUCAAAGUUCACAACAAAAUUGUAGAUGGAGGGCUUUUUGAUAAUUAUCAAUCCAAUGCCAGGUCAAAAAAAGCCUUCAAGAAAAAGAGCAUUGUUACUGGUGCCAAUAAUAAGAUUAGCUUCACCCCCGGUAAUGUGGUGGAUGAUACUUAUGAUCACUAUGCCGACCUAUUUCUGGAUUAUUUAUACUCCAAUGAUAUUAAUUUGGAGCUUAUUAAAGAAAAAGAGCUGCUAUUGCAGUGCGUUAUCGAUAAUUUCAAAAACAAGCUUAAUAAUGAGUUGAGAAAGAAGUAUGGAACUGAAUUGUUAUCAAACACCCCGAUAUACAGAUUACCAAGAUACAUCUUUGUUCAAAGAAAGACCAUAUCUAGCAAGCUGUUGUUCAAAAAAAAGCUUUACAAGAUUCUUCUCAAGGAAACCGCAAUGUUAUAUCGAAUGUCUCAUGGCUUUAGAGCUACAGAGUAUAAUAAGGAUCGUUUCAGAAAAAGCUUUAUGAAAAAUGUCAAACUUUUGGUGAAUAAUCUUGUGAAAAAGAUUUCCAUAGAUUUCCAAAACCCUAAAUUUGCUGAUGCUUUGGUGAUCAAGAAAGUUUUAAAGUCAGCAAAUGGAAAUGCCAAGGAUAUCACGUUUGGAAGAAUAUAUUGGUUUAAUCCAAAGAGAAGAUUUGAUUUGAUCAGGAGAGGUAAACAGCAAACUGCAUUAUACCACGAACACUCGAAAUCUAUUAAAGGGUGGAUAUUGACCCCGAUGUCUCUUAUAUGUAGACAUGGGAUAGAACAGUUGAAAGUUGUGAAGGAAAAUAUCAAAACCGUUGACGAGAAUGAACAAAACCAUAACGAUAUAAGCAAUGACUCAAGAAAGUAG